Messenger RNA from Pollicipes pollicipes, 1050 nucleotides. Its product is annotated as synaptic vesicular amine transporter-like. Gene Ontology annotation, biological process: transmembrane transport; aminergic neurotransmitter loading into synaptic vesicle. Gene Ontology annotation, cellular component: synaptic vesicle membrane; terminal bouton. The record is from RefSeq and is a predicted model, not a curated record. The transcript is spliced from 8 exons. Gene Ontology annotation, molecular function: serotonin:sodium:chloride symporter activity. Lineage: Eukaryota; Metazoa; Arthropoda; Thecostraca; Pollicipedomorpha; Pollicipedidae. Bases 1 to 1050 code for a protein of 349 amino acids.
AUGGCGGCGGCCGAGCAGGCCGAACAGGCCCAGGCCUCGCCGCCGCGCGAGCUCGUCACUGCGCUCGUGUACGUGUCGCUGCUGCUGGACAACAUCCUGCUGUCGGCCGCGGACAACAGGAUCGGCGUGCUGCUUUCCUCCAAGGCGUUCGUCCAGCUGUUGGCCAACGUGGUGGUGGGCACCGUCGUCGGCAGGCUGGGCUUCAGGCUACCGCUCGUGUGCGGCGUCGGCGUGCUGGCCCUCUCUGCCUUCCUGUUCGCCGUGGCAUCCGGCGCCUCAUCUCUACUGGUGGCCAGGGCAGUACACGGCGUGGGGUCGUCCUGCAUAGCCAUAGCAGGUCUGUCGACUGUGGCCGACCUGUACCCGAACGAACGCGAGCGGUCGCGCGUGAUGGGCCGCGUUAUGGGCGCCAUGGCCGUCGGCGUGCUCAUCGGAUACCCGUUUGGCGGACUCAGCUACGACCUGAUGGGCAAGUCGCCGCCGUUCUGGCUGCUGGCCGCCCUGCUGACCGCCAUGUUCGCGGUGCAGUACCGGCGGCUGCGGCCGCUGCCGGCCUGUGAGCGGGACGACGAGGGCCUCACCCCCGCCCUGGUGGCGCCUCCUGGCGGACCGACGCAUCAACAUCGUGGGCCGGCGCCGUCGGUCUCCUCCACCUCCGUCAUGGCUAUCCUGGAGCCCACGCUUCCCGUUUGGCUCAUUAAACACCAUACACCCAAGAAGUGGCAGCUGGGCUCCGUCUUCAUCCCGGACAGUCUGGGCUACCUGAUCGGCACGCACGUGUUCGGCCUCGUCGCGCUGCGGCUCGGCCGCUGGCGGGUGGCCGCCGCCGCCAUGAUGACGGUCGGAGCGGCGGCCCUGCUGCUACCACAGUCGACGCGCAUGGUACACCUCGUGCUGCCGCACUUCUGCAUCGGCCUGGGCAUCGGCAUCGUGGACGCGUCGCUGAUGCCGCUGCUGGCGCGGCUGGUGGAGCGGGGUGGCCUGCAGGCCAGCUACGGCACCGUCUACGCUCUCUCCCAGACGGCCGUCUGCCUGGCCUACUCUUUGUGA